AUGUCUAUGCGACUCGAGAAGCUCAUUGCUAUGUGGGGCACACACGUGUGGCGUAUCCUUGAAGAAUUUGCUGAUUCGAUCCGUGGAUACGCUCGCUUGGAAUGGUUCCCGAGGUCUUCUAUGGGGGUCGUCAGCACCCCCAAUACAAAGUCUCUUGGAUAUGGACUCCGGAAAAUUCGGGAUUAA
This is a messenger RNA of Penicillium vulpinum, 186 nucleotides long. RefSeq lists its product as uncharacterized. The transcript has a single exon. The record is from RefSeq and is a predicted model, not a curated record. The coding region runs from base 1 to 186 and encodes 61 amino acids. Lineage: Eukaryota; Fungi; Ascomycota; Eurotiomycetes; Eurotiales; Aspergillaceae.